Carlito syrichta (Philippine tarsier) is the source of this 4705-nucleotide messenger RNA. RefSeq names its product integrin subunit beta 6 (gene ITGB6). Gene Ontology annotation, cellular component: integrin alphav-beta6 complex; cell surface; focal adhesion. Gene Ontology annotation, biological process: cell adhesion mediated by integrin; cell-matrix adhesion; cell migration. Lineage: Eukaryota; Metazoa; Chordata; Mammalia; Primates; Tarsiidae. Bases 251 to 2617 code for a protein of 788 amino acids. Gene Ontology annotation, molecular function: integrin binding. The record is from RefSeq and is a predicted model, not a curated record. The transcript is spliced from 15 exons.
AAGUAAAUCAUGUUGAAGUUGCUUUUAAACACAGCUUUUCUUCUUUACCUGUCCAGGUAGCCUCUGUUUUCAUUUCAGUCUUAAUGAAAACUUUUUAAUUUACAUCUCACGUUUCUUUUCAAAGCAGUGUAAGUAGCACUUAAAAUUUUACACUUCAAGAAAGAAAGACUUUAACGACAUUCAGCUUUGGUCUUGUAACGUUGAAGGUAAUUCAUUUUUUAAUCUGUCUGCACAGCGAGAACGGAAACGAAUGGGGAUUGAACUGCUUUGCCUUUUCUUUCUAUUUCUAGGAAGGAAUGGUCACGUACAAGGUGGCUGUGCUGUGGGAGGUGCAGAAAGCUGUGGAGACUGCUUGCUCAUUGGACCUCAGUGUGCCUGGUGUGCUCAAGAGAAUUUUACCCAUCCAUCUGGAGUUGGUGAAAGGUGUGAUAGCCCAGCAAAUCUUUUAGCUAAAGGAUGCCAAUUAAACUUCAUCGAAAACCCUGUCUCCCAAGUAGAAAUACUUAAAAAUAAGCCUCUCAGUGUCGGCAGACAGAAGAAUAGUUCUGACAUUGUUCAGAUUGCGCCUCAAAGCUUGAUUCUUAAAUUGAGACCAGGUGGCGCACAGACGCUGCAAGUGCAUGUCCGCCAGACUGAGGAUUACCCAGUGGAUUUGUAUUACCUCAUGGACCUCUCUGCCUCCAUGGAUGAUGACCUCAACACAAUCAAACAGCUGGGCUCCCGGCUUUCCAAGGAGAUGUCUAAAUUAACGAGCAACUUUAGACUGGGCUUUGGAUCUUUUGUAGAAAAACCUGUAUCCCCCUUUAUGAAAACAACACCAGAAGAAAUCGCCAACCCUUGCAGUAGUAUUCCAUACUUCUGCUUACCUACAUUUGGAUUCAAGCACAUUUUGCCACUGACCAAUGAUGCCGAAAGAUUCAAUGAAAUUGUGAAGAUUCAGAAAAUUUCUGCUAAUAUUGACACUCCUGAAGGUGGAUUUGAUGCAAUUAUGCAAGCUGCCGUGUGUAAGGAAAAAAUCGGCUGGCGAAAUGAUUCCCUCCACCUCCUGGUCUUUGUGAGUGAUGCUGACUCUCAUUUUGGAAUGGACAGCAAAUUAGCAGGCAUCGUCAUUCCUAACGACGGGCUCUGUCACUUGGACAGCAAGAAUGAAUACUCCAUGUCAACUGUCUUGGAAUAUCCAACAGUUGGACAACUCAUUGAUAAACUGGUGCAAAACAAUGUGUUACUGAUCUUUGCUGUAACCCAAGAACAAGUCCAUUUAUAUGAGAAUUAUGCACAACUUAUUCCUGGAGCUACAGUAGGGCUACUUCAGAGGGACUCUGGAAACAUUCUCCAGCUGAUCAUCUCGGCUUAUGAAGAACUGCGGUCUGAGGUGGAACUGGAAGUAUUAGGAGACACAGAAGGGCUCAACUUGUCUUUUACAGCCAUUUGCAGCAACAGUACCCUCUUCCCACACCAGAAGAAAUGCUCUCGCAUGAAGGUGGGAGACACAGCCUCCUUCAACGUGACUGUGAGCAUCCCAAACUGUGAGAGAAAGAGCAGGCACAUUAUCAUAAAGCCUGUGGGGCUGGGGGACGCCCUGGAAAUACUUGUCAGUCCCGAAUGCAACUGUGACUGUCAGAAAGAAGUGGAGGUGAACAGCUCCAAAUGCCACCAGGGGAACGGCUCCUUCCAGUGUGGGGUGUGUGCCUGCAACCCCGGCCACAUGGGGCCUCGCUGUGAGUGUGGCGAGGACUCUCUGAGCACAGAUUCCUGCAAGGAGGCCUCAGAUCAUCCCUCCUGCAGCGGAAGGGGUGACUGCUACUGUGGGCAGUGCAUCUGCCACUUGUCUCCCUACGGAAGCAUCUAUGGGCCUUACUGCCAGUGUGACAAUUUUUCCUGCGUGAGACACAAAGGGCUGCUCUGCGGAGAUAAUGGCGACUGUGACUGCGGCGAGUGCAUGUGCAGGAGCGGCUGGACUGGCGAGUACUGCAACUGCACCACCAGCACUGACUCGUGCGUCUCGGAAGACGGAGUGCUCUGCAGUGGGCGAGGGGACUGCGUUUGUGGCAAGUGUGUUUGCACGAACCCUGGAGCCUCGGGACCAACCUGUGAACGAUGUCCUACCUGCGGUGACCCCUGUAACUCUAAACGAAGCUGCAUUGAAUGCCACCUGUCUGCAGAUGGCCAGACCCGAGAAGAAUGUGUGGACAAAUGCAAACUUGCUGGUGCGAUCAUCAAUGAAGAAGAAGAUUUCUCAAAGGAUAGUUCUGUUUCCUGCUCUCUGCAAGGAGAAAAUGAAUGUCUUAUUACAUUCCUAUUAACCACAGAUAAUGAGGGGAAAACCAUCAUUCACAGCAUCAACGAAAAAGAUUGUCCAAAACCUCCAAACAUUCCCAUGAUCAUGUUGGGGGUUUCUCUGGCUAUUCUUCUCAUCGGGGUUGUCCUCCUGUGCAUCUGGAAGUUGUUGGUGUCAUUUCACGAUCGUAAAGAAGUUGCCAAAUUUGAAGCAGAACGAUCAAAAGCCAAGUGGCAAACGGGAACCAAUCCACUGUACAGAGGCUCCACGAGUACUUUCAAAAAUGUAACCUAUAAGCACAGGGAAAAACAAAAGGUGGACCUUUCCACAGAUGGAUAGAACUAUUUUAUGCAUGGAAAAAGUCUGUUUCACUGAUAUGAAAUGUUAAUGCACUAUUUAAUUUUUCUUUCUUUGUUGCUUCAAAAUGAGGUUGGUUUAAGAUAAUAAUAGGUCACUUGGAAAUCAGUCAUUCUCUAUGUGAAGGUGAGAGACUAUGUUGGCAGGUUCAAAAUAAUCAAGAAGAGGAAUAUCCUUAGCAAAAAGGUGACUUUGGGGAUCAUUUGAGGAAUACUAACUCUGUUGCAUUAAUGCCUCAAAAAAUCAUCAAAAUGAUUCAUGGGGGCCUGAUUUGCAUUUGAAAAAUGUUUGAAAUUAGAAUCUCAUUUGUUUCAAGAAUGCAGCUACCUGAGGUCUUUGUCUCAGCAAAGUCACAAAGCCCAUAUGCUCACACUGUAUAUCCACACUCGUCAAUUAAUUUUAAACUUGUAGUAAAUCUGCCCUUUCCUAGAGAAGGGUUUUUGAAAACUAUGAGAAAUGAGAUUCUGAUUUUACUUCAACCAAAAGGAUGCAAUCUUCCAAAAAUAUCCCAAACAUAAGAUUGAAAAUUGUGUUAAUAGUUUCUGUGAAUUUGUAUGCACCUAAAAGUACACAAACAAGUAUUUUAUUUGUUUUACAGGUGAGGAAGAAGUAAUUUAUAAAUUAAAAUGUCACUUGUAGAGAAUAAAGAUAACUUUAUCACUUAACCUAUUUUAAAAUUUCCUGAAAAAUAAUUUACACUCUGUUUUCUUCUUGACUCUGAGUUUUUAAACUAUUAUUUCUUCCCUAUUUCUCAAUCCCUUUUAUUCAGUUUCACAGUCUUCUAAGCACUGUAACUGUCAUACAAAAGUUUUCAUUUCUUUUUAAGUUACUUUUCAUGAUUAGAUAGUUUCUUCCAAGAAAGCUCCAGUGCUAUAAAAGGACAUGGGUUAUACAGAAUAAAAUUUUAAAUGGCUUUAAAUCAAACACAUCAGGAGUACACAAGUCCCUUGUGAAUUAUAGGUUUUUUAAAAUCUAUAUUCUUUUCCUGUCUGCAUAACCCAACUUGCACAUUUCAACUGCAUGUGGUGGAUAUGCAUCAUAUAUUUACUUUAAGAGGCAAGGGUCUACUCACAAAGCACCUGUGCAAAAGUAAGGGUCCAGCAGUUGCUGGGAGAGAAGGGCUCUGUAGAAUGUUAUUUCUUAUGGCUACCACUCCUUUACAAAGCACUUUCAUCUCAUUUGAGCCUCAUAAAGAAACCAAGCCUCAGAAAGUGAGUAGAACUGCGUUCACAGUCUAGAUCUUCUAACUCCAAGCUAUUUCCUCUUUCCACUGCAGGAAACUGUCUCUUUUGUCAGCAAAAUAACAGAAAGAUUGUGUUAAGUGAUAGCUAUCAUUUGUUUUUGAAAAUGUACUGAGACUAAACACAUAGCAUUUUAAGUACUGGAAUACAGAUGAGGUAUUGUACUUUUGUGCAAUGUUUAUUACCUUUGAUUAAAUCGUAAUGAGAAACCUUUAACUAGGUGAAUAGUUCAUUGUGUAGAGGAGGUUUCAUGACUGCCCAUUGAAUUGUUGGCACAAUCUAUAAGUUUCUUCAAUUCUUCAAGAUAGAUCUGUAUACAUUUGAUCACUAGGAGACUUUUUUGUUCUGUUUUUUGCUGGUUUCUAAAUAACUCAGGUAAAUCAGACAUUUAGGGAGUAUAUAGCUAUAUGAAAAGAAUUACUCAACAAUCACCUUAAAAAUUCAAAGGGCUGACAUACCCCCAAUGUUUUUGCCUGAUACCUGGAACUUGGGGAAAAUGUGCAGUAACAUACAGGUUGCAAUACUGAUACUACAACAGUAGCAUCCUCCUCUACAUGGAUUCACUGUGGUAUUUUUGUGUUCUUACUGGAAUGGGAUUUUAGAAAGUAGAAGUUAGCUUUGUGUGUGUUUUAGGAAAGGUAGAGAAGAAUCUGCUCUUUCUCUGAAUACUGUUUUGACCCAAGGCAGGACCUUGAAAAGGUCAAAACAUUAACAGUAGUACUUCUGUUCACUGAAGAGUUAUGUUACAUGAAGAUAAAACGGUUUUUUUGUAAGUUGUGUUAUUGUAUUUUGUGUUGAUAUAAAUAAACAUGGUAAUUUAAACAAUGAA